GGCGAUAUAAAAGGGCCAGCCCAACGAACUGGUGGGGCAUUUCAAAGCCAGAAGCGUCGUCAAUAUGGACCUUGCCCUUCUCUGUGUGUUCCUGCCUUUGGUGACAGUGGCGUGGGGCCAGUAUGGUGACUACUACUAUGGCCCCUAUAACUAUGGCGAUAACGAUGAGUGGGUCAACGUGUACCGGCAGGGCUUCAACUUCCAGUGCCCGCACGGGCAGGUGAUUGUGGCCGUCAGGAGCGUCUUCAGCAAGAAGGAGGGCUCCGACAGGCUGUGGAACUACGCGUGCAUGCCGGCAGCCCAGAGCCUCGGCGAGCCCACCGAGUGCUGGUGGGAGGAGAUCAACAGGGCAGGGACCGAAUGGUAUCAGACCUGCUCAAACAACGGGCUGGUGGCCGGUUUCCAGAGCCAGUAUUUUCCAUCUGUGCUGGAUCGUGAAUGGCAAUUUUACUGCUGCCGCUAUAGCCGGAGGUGCCCAUAUUCAUGCUGGUUAACAUCUGAAUAUCCUGGACACUAUGGAGAAGAUAUGGACAUGAUGAUGUACUCUUAUGACCAUUACAUUCGUGGUGCAACUACAACUUUCUCUGCUGUGGACAGGGACCGUCAGUGGAAAUUCAUCGUCUGCAGGAUGACAGAAUAUGACUGCCCAUUCCAAAAUGCUUAAAAAGAUGGAGUAUCUCAAACUCGGAAAG
This is a messenger RNA of Tinamus guttatus (white-throated tinamou), 692 nucleotides long. It is a transcript of the gene DPT, whose product is annotated as dermatopontin. Lineage: Eukaryota; Metazoa; Chordata; Aves; Tinamiformes; Tinamidae. Gene Ontology annotation, cellular component: extracellular matrix. Gene Ontology annotation, biological process: collagen fibril organization. The record is from RefSeq and is a predicted model, not a curated record.